This is a messenger RNA of Triplophysa rosa, 2128 nucleotides long. It is a transcript of the gene gnrh2, whose product is annotated as gonadotropin-releasing hormone 2. The transcript is spliced from 4 exons. Gene Ontology annotation, cellular component: extracellular region. Lineage: Eukaryota; Metazoa; Chordata; Actinopteri; Cypriniformes; Nemacheilidae. Gene Ontology annotation, biological process: multicellular organism development. The record is from RefSeq and is a predicted model, not a curated record. Gene Ontology annotation, molecular function: hormone activity. The coding region runs from base 1663 to 1923 and encodes 86 amino acids.
GCGUUUCCCAAAAGCAUCACAAGCCUACGUUGAUCGUAGCUCCAUUGGUGACAGUGGUUUUAAGAUCAACUUAAGGUUAUGAUGCUUUUGGGAAUGCAGCCCAGGCCACCUAUUGUCCCCAACAAUAUUUGAAGGCUCUCCCCACUCACAGUUUCUACCCAAAUAAAAUAUUCUGAAGCCUUGAUAUUACUAAAAUAUGUAUUCUUGUUUAAAAAAUUUUUUUUAUUUAGAUUAAAAAUGAAUUUAGAGGAUUUGAGUCAUCUUGAUGCCCCCUUGAAAUUAAGCCAAGGCCCCAGUUGAGAAACAUUACUUUAAAGAGUCACAAAACACUAGACUUGAUCAGAGCUGUAUCUGUACAAGACAAUAGCAUCUGUUACUUUUUUUUGUAAUGUAACUUUUAUUUUUCUAUUCUUCCCCAUUUUUGACCCUUUAAAAUCGUCGUCUUCCACAGAAUACCAAAGCAAAUUUAGCAAAAAAAAUAAUUCUUUGCAUUUGCAGUACCCAAAAAUUACGAAUUCAAAGCAUCUGUGACACUCCAUAGUUGCAUCGAGAUGUGUAGGUCUUGUAUGGAUCCCUAAGGGGUAAUUUAUGGGCAGUGAGUCAUGUCACCCCGUGUCACCUUGUCUCCUGUCCUUCCUGGGCCUUUAGACCUGGUGACCAAUGUGUGGUGUGAAUGGAUUAGCUCGACAAUACCCAUGUGCGUGUUUAAACACAGUUUGAUAGGAACUCAAUCAGAACUUGAGAUGCCGCGAUGAGUCAGUCGUACGACAGCCGUCACUUUCUCUGCUCGGGUCACCCUAUGGGGGAACCUUCUCUGUCAUUAAAACCAAAGUCAGGCUAGAGUGUUUGUACACUCUUUCUGCUCGUGGGUGUCUGUGGUCAAUGUGCAUCUUGGGGAAUCAAAGGUCAUAAAGGAUAGAUGUGAGGUCAGAACGAUCACUUUUUACAACUCAAAGGAAAUUAGCUAGACGUUGGCUUUUUAAUGAAACACAUUUAUCUAGAAUGAUAUUGGGGUCAAUAUUGAGUUGCCAUGUGUGAAAUAUUAAUGACGAUUUGUUAACAGAGUAAUACAUUUUCUAGUUUUUAAAUUAUUUUGACCGCACAAUUUUGUUUUCCAAAAACAUUUUCAUCGUGAAUUUUCUCAUGCUAGUUUAUUGCCACCUUGGCAUGUUAUAGUGUAAAUAAAGAUUUGUUCACGUUUGGUCGUCUAAGAAAAUUGAUUGUGUCAAACUUGCGCAUGUGACGUAGUUGCCAACAGUUGCGUGUUUCUGGGAAUCAUGAAGGAUGUGUGCAGUCGUAUAAGUGUUUGGUUUAAAAAAGGACAUCGUCCCAUAGGGAUCAAUAGUGUUUGGAGAUGAUAAUUGGAAUUGUGCUGAUCUUACACAGACUCCCAAAAUAUGUACACUGACCAGGCGAAGUAUGUGAGCGCUCGGGAGGUCAGGGUGUGUGUGUUUUUGGGCAGGGAGGGGAGAGCUGGUGUGGGACAUAAAUUGUGAGGAAGAGGAGGAGGAAGAAUCCAGAGAAUGAGUGGAUGACUGAAUCUCUGUACUUCCAUUGAACUGCUCACUGAGGGAAAGAUUGUAUCAGCAUUACUGAGAUCAGAACUUCAGAAGAGGAACUGCUAUAGAAAAUAAUCCGAGAGACCUGUUGAAAGAUAAAGUUAUGUUGAACGUCUGCAGGCUGUUUUUGGUGAUGGGGAUGCUGCUGUGUCUAAGUGCCCAGUUUGCCCUCUCUCAGCACUGGUCUCAUGGCUGGUACCCUGGAGGAAAGAGAGAGAUUGAUGCUUACGACGCCUCAGAGGUUUCAGCUGAAAUAAAACUCUGUGAAGCAGGAAAAUGCAGCUUUUUGAGACCUAACGGAAGAAACAUACUAAAGACAUUACUGCUGGACGCCCUCAUAAGGGAUUUCCAGAAAAGAAAGUGACACAAACACAAAGCACUAGAAUGUGUCCAAAGAAACAUGUUUUCCAGCAAAGCGCAUGACUCAUUUGGAUUUCAUCCAAACUGUGUUCAUUUAUUUCUGUGAUUCCUAUUUAUUAUUUUAACUGUUCUUUAUUUUGUUAUUGCAUUAACAUUCCGAGUAAAGCUACUACAGGCACUAUGUAUCCAUUUGCAGCUGUUCCUACAAU